UAAAAGUCUUUUGGAAGCGCCGACCCAGCGAUCAGUUAGCUGCAAGCGCUUUUGGCGUCUGGUGCGGUGUAACGGAGAAUCUAGUGCUAACAUAAAAACGGAAAAAGCAUCGACUGAAGGACUGAGGGAAUACGGCCGUAUUUGAAUUCAGGCGUUUUCAUUUGUGCGUCCAUAAGUCGACUUAAUUAAGUGACCAGUUCCGUUCAAUAACAGUUGAGAGAAAACUCACAGACCGCAUCGAAGUUGAAUUGAUUUGCGCGCAACCGAAAAGCAGUGUUGCAUAUGCAAAACGCGCGAAACGCAAUUCGGUUCUUCCUCCCGGUUGCAGUGCCCGAUUCGUCCUUGCUAUUGCCGUGUUGCCGUACUGCUGUAUUGCCGUAUUGUUUAUGGAUUUGCUGUUUUUUGGAGCGGCGACUCUCCUCUAACACGUCAACAGCUCUCGCUUGAUGUUUACGCGGCUGCCUUCGACGUAAAGUACCGAACGGCCGCAGUGAGUCCAGCCAAAGGUCAAAGGAAGAGGAACAACGUUGCAGAUUAGACGGAAGGCCGUGGAAAAACAAUCUCCCCUGAGUGGCACGACUCCCUCGACUCACGCAAGGAAGAGCAAAGGCAUCCCUGGGAUGCGACUCCUCGCGCUGCCCGGCCUCUGGGCCUGGCUAUACCUGACCGCCCCCCUCACUUUGGCCUAUCCGAACAGCCCUCCGUCCCAGCCGCCCUUGGCCUCCUACGUGGACACCUCGAAAACGUCCAACCAGCAAAGCCUCCCAGCUCCUGUUCUCCUGCAGCCCGCAUUCGUCUAUGACGCCCACCCCCCAGAGGACACUGCUGCCCUUGCCGCGCCCUCUGAGUCUAUAGAUGGGGAACUCUCAAAAGGAGUCAUCGGUUCCAGCUCAACAUCUUCAGUCUCUGUGGUUCUGGAUGGCAACAAGCCACUGUUCACGGAUGCCCUCGGUCACAAGGUUCCAAAGCCGCUGCCCUCGCUUCAGGUGGCCAGCCCCAUCGACCUGCUUAACCCCGACCGCUAUGAGUUUUACACCUUUGACGACCACGGUGAACUGGUGAAGCGUCUAAUGACCAUGCAGGAGAUUCAGAGCAUCGUGGCCAACGGCGACGGCGAGGGUCCGUCCAUCAUCCACCCGGCCCCGCUGUCCCCAACUACUAACCCUGAUAAGAACGUCCAGGACAUAGUUAACAGUGUCCAGAGUGUGUUGAACAAGGAGGUGGCCUCCAGCUCGACUAAAAAUAGCUCUGGGGAAUUAUUGCCGCCUCUUUUGGAUACGCCGGACGUCUCUUCGACCUGGUCCCUGAUCCUACCCGCAAUUUUCGGCAACACUGGAGGCGACAUCUUCCCGCAGCAACGUCCGCAGCAGAUUGUGAUGACCCCCGAGUCGGAGCUGUUGGAAACGUCCACGAGGGCGACCCCAUCGACUACCAGAGCCACGAAGAAGCCAAAACCGAAGCCAUCCAAGCGUAAGCCUGGUAAUGUCCGCAGACCCACCACCACAACCACCACUGAAAUGAUUCCACAGGUGGUGCAGGAGGAGCUCGACCCCAUGGAGUCUGUCUAUACGGGCAUGCAACAGUACCAAAACAUGGCUGCCAACGUAGACUUCGAGCUUCCCCACAUCCAGCCGAUCUAUCAAAAACUUCCCACCAAUAGUCCCGCCACAGGGCGGCCGGAAACCACAACGCGAAGGGUGUUCUUCAACAACCAAGAAAUCAUCCACACCCCCACUUCCUCCACAAGCGCGUCUUCUACUACAGAGAAGAUCGUCUUCAACCACCAGCUGGCAAAGAAGCCCCCUAACGUGCAGCGCAAGCCCACCCAGCCCCACAGAACCAAGAAGCCGAGUGGUGCUGUGGUGGAAUCAUCAUCUCACACGGGAGCCACUGGAUCAAAGCAGAAAGUCAAGAAGAAGACGACAACCACGACCACAACAACCUCCACAACCCCAGCUCCAGAGCCAGUUACAGAUCCAGCAACCCAGGCCCCCUCUGAAGAAGUUGAGGAUCCUCCCGUUCCGACCACAACCACCCAAGCACCUCCAUCGACCACCCCCAAAAAGAAGAGGCGCAAGCCGACACGGACCCCUGGCGCAGGAUCCACGCAGAGUGGCAGCAAGCCAACGAAACCGAAGCGAAAGCCAACCCCCAAGCCGAAGCCACAAAACCAGCCGGUGAGUGAAUCAGGUGCACCACAACAGGUCGGGGGGGCCCAAAAGCGACCCCACAAAAAACCGAAACCAACGACGACUACCACAACUACAGCCCCCGAUCCGGAACCAGUGACACCCACUGCUUCUCCUGAGCCUGAAAUACCUUCGCCUCCAGAGGCUCCCGUCUCGGAACCACAUGCAGAGGAGAGUACAACGACCAGCUCUCCAGCCUCUGAGCCAGAGCCCCAACCUACCACUACAGUUGCCCCCACAACCACCUCGACGGAGGCGCCAACAACUACUGGUUCACCAAAGACUACUGCGAUUCCUCCCGCUCUGCACCACCAAAAGUUGCAUCAGAAGCCUGCUCUAUCGACAAAGCGGCCGACCACUCUGCACCACAAUCGCAUCCACGGAAAGCCGGUGCACAGCACCACCACAGAGGAGAGCAGGCUGCCAGGUGAGCCGCAAACCGAGAGCUACGGAUUAGUGAACGUCCUUAGCACCUCAACCAGUAGCACCACCCACCAGCCCCUCUAUCCCGUGCCCAGCUACGGAUCUGAAUCCAUCCCACAUACGCCUGCGGUUCUUGCCGACGCCACCACGGACGUUUCUCAGCUGAAAAAGACGCCCUUACCGCUGCCGUCGCUGGCUCAUUUACAGCAACAAGUGCAUCCCAGCUCGCCUUCCCCCGCUCCUCAGCUUUCGCCUGCACAGAUACUAUCGAUGGAUCAGAUUGUCCAGUCGCUCACCCAGGACCUUUCUGUCGCGGACAAAUCGGACGGAGACUCUGCAUUGGAGCCUGUGAAGUACGACAGUGCCGAGAACAAACAACAAAUGGAGGAACUGGCCAACAAGAAGAAGAUCUCUGUCGCCGCGAGCACAACUUUAGAAACAACACCCGACAGCUCUAGUUCGACCGGGCCUACUUCCACCCCCAAGCCCACAACUCACUUAACCAGCAAUAAGCCCCUAAUGUCCCACUAUGGUGGGAGCACACUGGCCACAAUGCUCUCUGAGGAAGAGGACCAUACAGAGUCCACAGAGUCAUCAUUGGUCCAGAAGACGUCAUCGGAAACCACGCUGAGCAGCUUUGAGGAGGAGGAGCCUACCCCCGUGGUCGUGAUCACAGCGAGACCACAGUACGCUACAUUCCCACCUCUUCCGAAUGUCAAUAUGGAAUCCAAUCAGAGUUUGCUUGAAGCCGGAUCUGAAACUGGGUAUCCACACCAAUGGGCCCAAGAAGAACCGGAGACCACAGAGCUUCCCGGAGAAACACAUUUUCUUGGAACCACUCCCAUGUCGGUUUUGGGCGAAGAGGAAUCUGCCACCAACAAGCCUAUUUUAGACUCCGAGACAGGGGUAGGCUACACUCCCCCUAACGAGCCAGUCUCAGAGACCAAAGAGCCGGACGAGCCAGCUAUGGUCGUUACGGAACAGGCGCUACGUCUGCCCGUUUCCGAGAGUAGCACCGCAGCUGAUUUCGAUGCCGACAGUACGGAGGUGACGCCUAUGGUCGCCGACCUGGUGCAGCAACUAAACCUGGAGGUGCUCAAGCCCAUGGAGCAGAUAUCGAUGUCUAACUUCCAAACGCAGGCAGCCACAGUAGCCUCCACCCUGGUGGAUGGCACCAGCUCGCUCGGCUCCAACGUCCAGAUGAACUCCAACGAGACCAAGGACGAACUGGAAUUCCUUGUUUUGGACGUCAUUCAACAAAUCACCCAGGGAGACCAGUACCCGCCUGCGCCGAACGUGAAACCAGUGGACGAUGGACAUCGACUCACCAAUUUUGCCCAACUGAACUCUUCGUUCCUUCUGCAACCGAAACCAGAUAAAACCGAGGAACUGAACAAACUGACCCAGAAACCUGUCCACCAUUCGCCGGAUGAAAGUUCAACCACCGUCCCCUUAAAGCAGGAAGCAUCUUAUCUGGAUACAAGCACUCAGUCAAUUCCCAUUCUCUCGCUAUCGCAAAUUUAUGCGCAGCAACAGCAAGACGAAGAUGAGGAACAGCAGAUGUUUGCCAACGAAAGGCUGGAGGUUCAGCCAACUCAAGAGCCUGUAAGACAGGAGACCGCACCUGCCAUAGAGGAGACAUCCACCAUAGCUGAGGCUACUACCGAAAGUCUAGAGCCAAACGAACAAACCACGGUCGUCGAGGAGGGUUCCGGCAGCGAGGAGUCCACAACAAGCUACGGGCAAAUCCCCGACAGCUUCACGGAACGCGAAAGUGAAGAGCAAAUGCCCGAGAUGUUGACAAAUGGUUACAGCGAGCAGCUGAAGUUGGAAAACAGCGAUGACCAAGAGCCAACGCCGGAGUCGGAGCUCAUUGUCACCACGGAAAAGACUGAGCCGGAAGAGCCUGGAACAAGCACUCAGCUUCUGGAGGGCGACACAGCAACGACGCCAACGCCGACAAAUGUUUACAAGGAUGCACAGGAAGAAGAGCAAAUAUCAACAACGGAGCAGCCGAAGAAGACAGAACAGCGGCAGGAAGUGCAAAUAACAAGUGCGGAGGACAGCGCCACCAAUGCUGCUGAACUGUUGCCACAGUAUCAGUCGCUGGCCAGCAAGGAAGAGACUGCGGCAGUCACGGAAAUACCCGGCGAUACAUCCUUGGUAUCUUCCGACUCGGACAUGUCGUUCAGCUCAGAACAGGUGACUGAAAAAAUCGAAGUGAGCACGGUGAAGACCCAGGAACUGGACGACGAGUCGGCGGAGGAAAUAUCCGAUGAACUGACGGCAACCAUAUCUGAAGAGCAAGAAACUGGAGACGCGACAGCGGAGUCAGCGACUGAUGCACAGAAACUGCAACCGGAUGAUGAAGAUCCAUACGUCAAACUAGGAGAAACGACGGCCCCUGUGGUCCGUCCACUUAACCCGAGCUCCAAGGAACCAGAGGUCGAUGACAAGAGUACGUCGGAGCAAGAAAUGUCACCAUCACCAUUGGCCUCCUACGGCAAUCCCCCGGCUCAGCAGGAAGACGAAGAGGACGAGGAGGACCAAAAUGGUUAUCAGGUGGCGCUUACUUUUCCUAGCAGCUCAACGACUACUACGACUACUAAACCCACGACCACAACGAGCACAACCCAGAUGCCCUCUACAACCACCAAGCGUCUUCACACUUUAAAGCCCGUUUCAUACUACGUCCAGCCCUCUCUCUUGGGCGGGUACAACCAGUUGGAUGUGCAGCCUCCUAAGGUGCUUCCAUACCAUGCAAAUAAAGCUGCACCAGCCCAGGCAAUGGUGCCACCUAACGCACAGAGACCCACUCAACGGCCUGCUUCUCUAACCAACCUAAUGGCAAGCUCCACUCAGUCCACCAGACCGCCAGUCAAAUUGGACCCGAGCCCGGAAUCCUCGCAGGGCCUCGAGGCCUCUACAGCCCACAUGGACGAUGAUCUGAAAUCGUUCGCCCGGCUAUGCAACGAACUCGCGUUUAGCUAUUGGAGGGCUAUCACCUCGGAAAAGAUCAGCUCCGCGCGGAGUCUGGUCAUCUCGCCAUUCGCACUCACCUCAAUGCUUUCAAUGGUAUUCCUGGGGGCCAGGGGCACCACAUCCGGAGAGAUGAACGAGAUCCUCAAGCUUGACGAUAUGGUCGCAUUCAACCCACACCUGAUUUUUAAGAACAUAACCAGCUCUGUGGAGCAGGCCUCGGAUAGCGACAUUGCAACGGCUGCGUUCGUGAGGGAGAUCUUCAGCGACCGAAGCAACGGAAAGAUUCUGCCCUUCUUCAAGGAGAAGAUCCAGCAACUGUACGCCGGACAUGUGGAGGAGGUCAACUUCCACGUGGUCAAUGAUAUUGUUCGCCGUCGCACUAACUUGUUGGUAAAGCGUCACACGAUGGGCAAGGUGCUGGAGUACCUGCGCACCAACAGCGUUUGGGUCAACGGACCACUGGCCACUAUAUCGGCCAACUUAUUCCAGACAGACUGCUCCCACGGAUCAACGACUGAACGCGAUGGAGAGAUGUUCUUCCAGGUGCAGCCCACGGUGAGGCAACGCCGCCUCGUUCCAAUUCCAGCCGUUCUAUAUCGGUCCGGUUUCACGGCGGGCUACGAACCGAAACUGGACGCAACAAUAGUGGCCUUCGGGAAAGUCCAGGAUACUGUGAGCACCAUUUAUGUGAUGCCAGGCCAUCAGAGCUCAAUCUCGCCAAUGGGCAAUCUGGACCGUCUAGAGCGCAGUCUGGUGGAGAUGGCUUUUGGGGAAACCCAGGCCUGGAGCAGGUUGCUGACUUCAUUGAUGGAGCGGCCUGGCAUGGAGGUGCAUUUGCCUCGGUUCUCCCACCGCUCCUUCGUGAACGCCUCACUAGGCUUGCAAAAGAUGGGCCUGCGAGGGUUGUUUAAGUCGGAGUUUGCUGACCUGCGGGGCCUGACCGGCGCCGGAAACAAGGACAUAUACCUAUCAGACAUGAUUCAGAUCAACACAUUUAGCACCUGUGGCGAGGACAAGAUCUCUGACCAUCACCACGUGGAGAUGUAUCCGGCACCCCCUCUGCGCAAGCGCAAUAAGGACGUGGACAUCCGCGACGACGAGGAGGAUUCAUCGGAGGCCGCCGUGGACUUUGGCUCGCUAGUGCAGGAGUCGGCUCUGGGGCGCGGCUUCUACGACGAUCUUCUGGACCCCAAGUACCUGGAGCUGCCGCUGCCCCUUCGGCCGCGACAAGCGCGCGUCCCCGACGCCCCGCGGCUCCGGUUCGACAAGCCCUUCCUGUACUUCGUGCGCCACAACCCCACGGGUAUGAUCCUGUUCAUGGGCCGCUUCAACCCUCGCCUGCUGCCUUGAGGAUACGCUGGAUGACGGUGGCCUUGUUAGAUCUUUGAAUGUGACUUAGUGAAUUUAUACCCUAACCUUAACUGCUAACCUAAUUUGUAACAAAUGCUUAUUGCUGUGCCUUAAUCCCGUGACCCCUCGAAUCGGGUCCGGGAUUGACGCGCAGCAAACGCGGGCAUGUGCCAAUGCCAGAGGACAUCAGUUUCGAGUGGAAAGCUCCGCCUCGAGCAUCUUGAAUUUUUUAAUUCAGUUAGCGUAAAUUUGUUUCCAAUGGUUCUGACUUGCAUUUAAUUCGCCGCACAAUAUAUUGCAUGCUUUAUGGAAAUGCAUUUUUUACUCUGGCCUGUGCUGGCUGAAAAAUCGCCCAUAAGCGAAAAAAUGUUGAAUAAAUACGCGGGAAACAAAAGCGAAUGCAAUGAAAAAUUGAAAAAUUAAAUGCAAAUGGAAUCAUGGAAUGCGUCAAUGUUUUGGCAACUGAACAAAUGUAAUUUAAUAAAACAAACUUUACCAAUACGCAAAUGAAAAAUUGUGUAAGCUAUUAUGUAAGCUUGAACAAAAAGUCUAAAUAAAUAUACAUAGAUAUUACAAGAAAUGUUUUACUUAAACUUAAAGCAUCAAAUUGGCCUAAUGGGGAAAGUAAGGUGUCACCCUGAUAUUCUCGCGUACAAAUAUUACAGAUCAGUUUUGGCUAUCGGUUUCGGUUUUCGGCUAUAUUCUGUUUCUGUAGAGAACCCAUCGAAAUAUAAAAAAAAAAAAAAACACAUGAGUAUACAUCCCAGACCAAUUUGAAGUGAAAGUCUUACAAAGCCACCUUAUCGUUUAACUUUAAAAUUAAAUAUUUUAAAUUAAAUCUUUGGGAUGUGGUGGCAAUGAAAUUUCUGUGAAAAAGGCAUGUAAUAUACAUAUAGAAUUAUUUUAGUUUUAUUUGAUAAAAUGAAAUUAAAUUUUAGAAGUA
Drosophila ananassae is the source of this 7887-nucleotide messenger RNA. RefSeq names its product flocculation protein FLO11. The transcript has 4 exons. The coding region runs from base 621 to 6944 and encodes 2107 amino acids. The record is from RefSeq and is a predicted model, not a curated record. Lineage: Eukaryota; Metazoa; Arthropoda; Insecta; Diptera; Drosophilidae. Gene Ontology annotation, molecular function: serine-type endopeptidase inhibitor activity.